Nestor notabilis (Kea) is the source of this 7652-nucleotide messenger RNA. RefSeq names its product CREB binding protein (gene CREBBP). NCBI's taxonomy places the organism in Eukaryota, Metazoa, Chordata, Aves, Psittaciformes, Psittacidae. The record is from RefSeq and is a predicted model, not a curated record. Gene Ontology annotation, cellular component: nucleus; transcription regulator complex; histone acetyltransferase complex. Gene Ontology annotation, biological process: positive regulation of transcription by RNA polymerase II. Gene Ontology annotation, molecular function: zinc ion binding; histone acetyltransferase activity; chromatin DNA binding.
UGGAUCUUUGUUUGACUUGGAAAACGAUCUUCCUGAUGAGCUGAUCCCCAAUGGCGAGUUGGGCCUUUUAAACAGCAGUGGGAACCUUGUUCCAGAUGCAGCUUCCAAACACAAGCAACUUUCUGAACUUUUAAGGGGAGGCAGCGGCUCUUCCUUAAACCCAGGAAUUGGAAAUGUGAACUCAAAUAGCCCUGUCCAACAAGGCGUUGGUAGUCAAGUUCAGGGGCAGCCGAACAGUGCUAAUAUUGGUAAUCUGAGUGCUAUGGGUAAGAGUCCUUUAAACCAGGGAGACUCUUCUGCUUCCGGCCUGGCAAAGCAAGCAGCCAGCACCUCUGGACCUACCACACCUGCGUCACAAACUCUGAACUCUCAAGCACAAAAACAAGUGGGGCUGGUGACAAGCAGCCCUGCAACAUCACAGACUGGACCUGGGAUAUGUAUGAAUACUAAUUUCAGUCAGACACACCAGAGCCUUCUCAACAGUAAUUCUGGUCACAGUUUAAUGAAUCAGCCUCAGCAAGGACAAGGGCAGAUGGCUGGUCACACUGGACUGAACGCAGCACAGACAGGAGCAAUGACUAAAAUGGGAAUGACAGGUAACACUAGUCCCUUUGGACAGCCUUUCAGUCAAACUGGAGGGCAGCAGAUGGGAGCUACAGGAGUGAAUCCUCAGUUACCAAGCAAGCCAGGCAUGGCGAAUAGUUUGUCUCCCUUUCCGGCUGACAUCAAGAGUACUCCUGUCACCAGUGUGCCAAACAUGUCACAGAUGCAAACCCAAGUACAACAAGUGGGCAUCGUACCGACGCAGGCAAUGGCAACUGGACCAACAGCAGAUCCGGAGAAGCGCAAGCUGAUCCAGCAGCAGUUGGUUCUGCUGCUUCAUGCUCACAAAUGUCAGCGGCGUGAGCAGGCCAACGGGGAGGUGCGGGCAUGUGCUCUCCCGCACUGUCGAACCAUGAAAAACGUCCUCAACCACAUGACACACUGUCAAGCUGGGAAGGCCUGUCAAGUUGCUCAUUGUGCAUCUUCGAGACAAAUCAUCUCCCACUGGAAGAAUUGUACUCGGCAUGACUGUCCUGUGUGCCUGCCUUUGAAAAAUGCCAGUGACAAAAGAAAUCAACAACCCCUUUUAGGGUCUCCAGCUGGUGGAAUCCAAAAUUCCAUCGGUUCUGUUGGCACAGGCCAGCAGAAUACUCCAUCGCUAAGUAAUCCUAAUCCAAUUGACCCCAGCUCCAUGCAACGAGCCUAUGCUGCUCUUGGACUGCCAUACGGCAACCAGCCUCAAACACAGUUGCAACCCCAGGUACAAGGCCAACAGCCGGCACAGCCUCAGGCUCACCAGCAAAUGAGGACCAUUAAUGCAUUGGGAGCCAACCAGAUGAACCUUCCUGCAGGAGGAAUAACAACAGACCAGCAAGCUAGUCUAAUUUCUGAAACUGCGCUUCCAACAUCCCUUGGGACAAAUAACCCACUAAUGAAUGAUGGCACAAAUUCUGGCAAUGUUGGAAACCUCAGCUCAAUGCCAACGGCUGCACCUCCUUCUAGUACCGGGGUAAGGAAAGCAUGGCAUGAACAUGUCACUCAGGACCUGCGCAAUCAUUUAGUGCAUAAACUUGUCCAAGCCAUCUUCCCCACUCCUGAUCCUGCAGCACUGAAAGAUCGCCGCAUGGAGAACUUGGUGGCUUAUGCCAGGAAGGUGGAAGGAGAUAUGUAUGAAUCUGCUAAUAGUAGGGAUGAAUACUAUCAUUUAUUAGCAGAGAAAAUCUAUAAGAUCCAGAAGGAGCUAGAAGAGAAACGGAGGUCUCGUCUCCACAAACAAGGGAUGUUGGGGAAUCAACCAGCCUUACAGAGUGCAGGCCCUCAGCCCCCUGGCAUCCCGCAGGUGGCUGCUGCCAUGGGUCAGGCACAGCCCGUGAGGCCGCCCAAUGGGCCUAUGUCCAUGCCAACCGUGCCUAUAAGUCGUAUGCAGGUUUCUCAAGGAAUGAAUCAGUUUAACCCCAUGUCCAUAGGGAAUGUACAGAUGCCACAAGCACCCAUGGGACCCCGUGCAGCUUCUCCAAUGAACCACCCUGUACAAAUGAACAACAUGGGCGCUGUUCCUGCGAUGGCAAUGUCUCCUUCCCGAAUGCCUCAGCCACAGAACAUGAUGGGAGCUCAUUCCAACAACAUGAUGGGUCAGGCUCCUACCCAGAACCAGUUCCUGCCUCAGAAUCAGUUUCCAGCAUCCACUGGGGCUAUGAAUGUGAACAAUGUGGGCAUGGGUCAAUCAACAGCCCAGGCUGGGGUGGCACAGCAGGGGCAGGUUCCCAGUGCUGCUCUUCCCAACUCCAUGAACAUGCUAGGACCGCAGAGUGGGCAGUUACCAUGUCCACCAGUGACCCAGCCACCUCUACAUCAGACUACACCUCCUGUGUCCACUGCUGCUGGGAUGCCACCUAUCCAGCACCAGACACCAACAGGAAUGACUCCUCCUCAGCCAGCAGCACCCACUCAGCCAUCGACACCGGUCUCAUCUUCAGGACAGACACCAACCCCAACCCCGGGUUCUGUUCCAAACGCGACACAGACACAAAGCACACCUACAGGGCAGACCGCCGCACAGGCUCAAGUCACGCCACAACCUCAGACCCCAGUUCAACCCCAGUCUGUGCCAACCCCGCAGCCAUCUCAGCAACAGCCAACAUCUGUGCAGGCACAGCCUCCUGGCACUCCACUAUCCCAGGCAGCAGCUAGUAUUGAUAACAGGGUCCCCACCCCUGCCUCAGUUGCUAGUGCUGAUACGAAUUCCCAGCAACUAGGACCAGAUGCACCAAUGCUAGAAAGCAAAUCAGAAGUUAAAACUGAAGAAACUGAGCCAGAGACUAGUGAGACACAAGUGGAAGCUAAGACUGAGGUGGAGGAGGAUUUACAAGGAUCUUCACAAAUAAAAGAAGAAACAGAUGGAACAGAACUGAAACAGGAGCCAAUGGAAAUAGAAGAGAAGAAGCCUGAAAUAAAAGUAGAUGUUAAAGAGGAAGAGGAGAGCAGCACUAAUGGAACCACUUCACAAUCCACAUCACCAUCUCAGCCCCGCAAAAAAAUUUUCAAACCUGAGGAGCUGCGCCAGGCUCUCAUGCCUACCCUCGAAGCUUUGUACCGGCAGGACCCAGAGUCUCUACCUUUUCGACAGCCUGUGGAUCCCCAGCUUUUAGGGAUUCCGGAUUACUUCGACAUCGUGAAGAAUCCCAUGGAUCUUUCAACCAUUAAACGUAAAUUGGAUACUGGGCAGUACCAAGAGCCCUGGCAGUAUGUGGACGAUGUUUGGCUGAUGUUUAACAACGCCUGGCUCUACAAUCGCAAGACUUCCAGGGUCUACAAGUUUUGCACUAAACUUGCGGAGGUGUUUGAACAAGAAAUUGAUCCUGUUAUGCAAUCACUUGGCUACUGUUGUGGGCGCAAGUAUGAGUUUUCUCCACAGACGUUGUGCUGCUAUGGCAAGCAGCUGUGUACUAUUCCUCGUGAUGCUGCCUACUACAGUUACCAGAAUAGGUAUCACUUCUGUGAGAAGUGUUUCACUGAAAUUCAGGGGGAGAAUGUCACCCUGGGUGAUGACCCUUCCCAGCCUCAAACAACCAUCUCUAAGGAUCAGUUUGAAAAGAAGAAAAAUGAUACACUAGAUCCAGAGCCGUUUGUUGACUGCAAAGAGUGUGGUCGGAAGAUGCACCAGAUUUGUGUAUUGCAUUAUGAUAUUAUUUGGCCUUCAGGGUUUGUCUGUGAUAAUUGCUUGAAGAAAACUGGUAGAACACGCAAAGAAAACAAGUUCAGUGCUAAAAGGCUGCAGACUACACGUUUAGGAAACCAUUUGGAAGACAGAGUAAACAAAUUCUUGCGGCGACAGAAUCAUCCUGAAGCUGGAGAGGUUUUUGUCAGAGUAGUAGCAAGUUCAGAUAAGACAGUAGAAGUGAAACCAGGAAUGAAAUCAAGAUUCGUGGACUCUGGUGAGAUGUCGGAGUCUUUCCCGUACCGUACCAAAGCUCUGUUUGCGUUUGAGGAGAUAGAUGGGGUCGAUGUGUGCUUCUUUGGCAUGCACGUACAGGAGUAUGGCUCAGAUUGCCCCCCUCCAAAUACAAGGCGUGUGUACAUAUCAUAUCUAGAUAGUAUUCAUUUCUUCCGCCCCCGUUGUCUCCGGACUGCAGUUUAUCAUGAAAUCCUCAUUGGAUAUUUGGAGUACGUGAAGAAACUUGGGUAUGUGACAGGACAUAUCUGGGCCUGUCCCCCAAGUGAAGGAGAUGACUAUAUUUUUCAUUGCCAUCCACCUGAUCAGAAAAUACCCAAACCCAAACGAUUGCAAGAAUGGUAUAAGAAGAUGUUGGACAAGGCAUUUGCUGAGAGAAUCAUUCAUGACUACAAGGACAUCUUCAAACAAGCAACUGAGGACAGGCUGACAAGUGCCAAGGAGCUGCCUUACUUUGAAGGUGAUUUCUGGCCCAAUGUGCUGGAAGAAAGCAUUAAGGAGUUGGAGCAGGAAGAGGAAGAAAGGAAAAAGGAAGAAAGUACUGCGGCUAGUGAAACCACAGAGGGAAGCCAGGGUGACAGCAAAAACGCCAAGAAAAAGAACAACAAAAAAACCAACAAGAAUAAGAGUAGCAUCAGCAGAGCUAACAAGAAGAAACCCAGCAUGCCAAAUGUGUCCAAUGAUCUGUCUCAGAAGCUGUAUGCCACUAUGGAGAAGCAUAAAGAGGUCUUUUUUGUGAUUCAUUUACAUGCUGGGCCUGUAAUUAACACUCUGCCUCCCAUUGUGGACCCUGAUCCAUUACUUAGCUGUGAUUUGAUGGAUGGGCGAGAUGCCUUCCUCACCUUAGCCAGAGAUAAGCACUGGGAGUUCUCCUCACUGCGCCGGUCCAAGUGGUCCACACUCUGCAUGCUGGUAGAACUGCAUACUCAAGGGCAGGAUCGCUUUGUUUAUACGUGCAAUGAGUGCAAACAUCAUGUGGAAACAAGGUGGCAUUGCACUGUCUGUGAGGACUAUGACCUCUGCAUUAACUGCUACAACACUAAGAGUCAUGACCACAAGAUGGUUAAGUGGGGCCUGGGUCUGGAUGAUGAGAGCAACAGCCAAGGAGAGCAGCAGUCAAAGAGCCCCCAGGAGUCACGACGACUGAGCAUCCAGCGCUGCAUUCAGUCCCUUGUCCAUGCCUGCCAGUGCCGCAAUGCAAACUGCUCAUUGCCAUCCUGCCAGAAGAUGAAACGGGUUGUCCAGCACACCAAGGGCUGCAAGCGCAAGACCAAUGGUGGCUGUCCAGUAUGCAAACAGCUCAUAGCUCUUUGCUGCUACCAUGCCAAACACUGCCAAGAGAACAAAUGCCCUGUGCCAUUCUGUCUCAAUAUCAAACACAAGCUUCGGCAGCAGCAGAUCCAGCAUCGCCUGCAGCAGGCUCAGCUCAUGCGCAGAAGGAUGGCUACCAUGAACACCCGAAACGUGCCUCAGCAAAGUUUGCCUUCUCCUACCUCAGCAACACCUGGUACCCCUACACAGCAGCCAAGUACACCGCAAACACCGCAGCCUCCUCCCCAGCCCCAGCCUUCCCCUGUAAGUAUGUCACCGGCUGGCUUUCCCAGUGUAUCGAGAACUCAGCCCCCUACUACUGUUUCAACAGGAAAACCUGCAAACCCAGUAUCUGCACCUCCACCUCCGGCUCAGCCUCCACCAGCCGCAGUAGAAGCAGCUCGACAGAUUGAGAGAGAAGCUGCCCAGCAGCAGCAGCAGCUCUACAGGGUCAACAACAUUAACAAUGGUUUGCCUCCUGGUCGCCCAGGGCUAGUAAAUCCGACAGUGGGUUCAGUGAACCAGAUGCAGCAAGUCAGCAUGAAUGUACCCCGGCCCAACCCUGUAAGUGGUCCAGUGAUGCCCAACAUGCAGCCUGGGCAGUGGCAGUCGCCUCCAAUGCCACAGCAGCAACCAAUGCAGCCAGGAAUGGCAAGGCCCGUUAUGCCAAUGGCAACACCACAGGCAGUGGCUGGGCCGCGGAUGCCGGGUGUGCAGCAGCCGCCUCGGAGCAUCCCCCCAAAUGCACUUCAGGACUUACUGAGGACCUUGAAAUCACCAAGUUCUCCACAGCAGCAACAGCAGGUUCUUAAUAUCCUUAAGUCCAACCCUCAGCUUAUGGCAGCUUUUAUAAAGCAAAGAACAGCCAAGUACGUGGCAAACCAGCCUGGGAUGCAGCCACAAGCAGGCAUACAGCCCCAGCCUGGGAUGCAGCAGCCGCAGACCGGCAUGCAGCAGCCAGGCAUGCACGCGCAAGCAGGAUUGCAGAACAUGAACGCGAUGCAAGCAGGAGUGCAGAGACCGAGUGUUCCUCCCCAGCAGCAAGGGAUAGGAGCCAUGAAUCCCCAGGGGCAAGCAAUCAACAUUAUGAACCCUGGCCACAACCCGAGCAUGGCAAACAUGAGUCCGCAGUACAGAGAGAUCCUGAGGCGGCAGUUACUGCAGCAGCAGCAAAAGCAGCAGCAACAACAAGGGGGGGACGACGGAGUGCAGCCCAAAACCCGGUCCCGCCAGCCUCAAGGACCAGGAGUUUCCCCUCAAGCCAUGCAGCAGCAGCGGAUGCAGCAGCAUAUAUCGAUACAGGGGGGUUCCAUGGGACAGAUGGCUCAGAUGGGGCAGCUGAACCAGAUGGGCCAGCCCGGCAUGGGGGCCGACGGCACACCCAACAUCCAGCAAGCACUGCAGCAGCGGAUCCUGCAACAGCAGCAGAUGAAGCAGCAGAUAGGGUCCCCCGGGCAGCCUAACCCCAUGAGCCCGCAGCAGCACAUGCUCUCAGGACAACCGCAGGCGUCUCAUCUCCCUGGCCAGCAGAUCGCCACCUCCCUCAGCAACCAGGUGCGGUCCCCAGCACCCGUUCAGUCUCCCCGUCCCCAGUCCCAGCCACCACAUUCCAGCCCAUCACCCAGGAUACAGCCCCAACCGUCACCUCACCACGUCUCUCCCCAGACUGGUUCCCCCCACCCAGGACUCGCAGUUACUAUGGCUAGCUCCAUGGAUCAGGGACACUUGGGCAACCCAGAACAGAGUGCAAUGCUUCCACAACUAAACACCCCGAACAGGAGUGCGUUGUCUAACGAAUUGUCUCUGGUCGGUGACACCACUGGGGACACACUAGAAAAAUUUGUGGAGGGUUUGUAGCAUUAUGGGAGCAUCACUUUUUUGUUUCGUUUUUUGUUUUUCCUUUCGUGUUCUUGGACAUUUUGUACUGAAAAUUCAGACAUCUGGGUUGUUUUGAAUCCUGGAUGGAACUGCUGCUUCCUACACAUGGAAGAAUGAAUUGCUGUUUAAAAAAAAAAAAAAAAAAGAAAAAAACAAUACAAAGAAUAUAUUUUUUUGUUAAAGCCAGGCGGUUAAAAUAUCUGGUCUCUUUUGUGGGUUUUUUUGGUUUUUAUUUUUUUGUUGCUGUUGACUCAUACCUUUUUUUUAAUGGGGAAAACAAGUUCAUUAUAUUCAUAUUUUUUAUUUGUAUUUUCAAGACUUUAAACAUUUGCGUUUAAAAGAAGAAAAAAAAUAAUAUUCAGAAACUGUUUCCUGAAAUAAUGCAACAUUAUAAUGUAUCCCGGUAACUUUGACACGUUGUGGGAAGAUUUUUGUUUUUCUAUAGCGAACUCUGCAGGCAUUUGAAGUA